AUGCUAGGAAGACCAGAGCUUAUGCAUAGGUGGAAUCAUUCACAUUCGAUCUUAUCGAUAUGUGUGUUCCCACACAAGAAGCUGCUGUUUGCCGGAACGCAGGACUCGAAGAUCCUCGUGUUGGAUAAAGCCACUUACAAUAUAGUAGAGACGUUGCACCUGGGUGAGUCGCAGGACCAGGCCAACACCCGGUCGAGUGUCCUGUGCAUGGACAGGUCUGCCGAUGAAAGGUACCUUUUCUCAGCGGGUGCUGACUCCCUCGUCAGGGUGUGGUUUGUCGACCAUUGCAAAGCCAAUGGGUCCGUGGUCAUCAAGGAACUUGCUACAGUGUACUCGGUAACGGAUAUAGGUGAUAUCUUCGCUCUGAGGUAUCUCGAAGCGACGCAGACUUUAGUGUUUGGCUGCCAAAACGCAAGUCUGCUGUUCAUUAACAACAUUAUAGAAAAAGUGUCUGGGAACCGUCCAAUGGACCCGCAGACUAACCUCGAUAAACUACCGCAUAGAAGAUACGAUAAGUUCUUUGACUCUCUGGGGCCCUCGGAAUCUGCCACGCCAAACCCAUCCACGUCUGACUUGACCAAGAAUAGCAGGGAGGCUAGCCCGCCUUGUAACGCAUCCACGAGAGUGGCAAGCACGAUUUUAGAGGUCCCCGCAGAGAACAUUGUGCGGUAUGCGCACAAUGGGUUCAUUUACUCGAUCUGCAAACUACCUCAUGAGAUCAACAUUUGCAACACUGACGGAGCGUUGAGGGACAGUGAAGACAGGUCUGUUCAGGAGAGCAUAAUCUCUGGCAGUGGGGAUGGGGUUAGCAAAAUCUGGAGAUUCACGAAGAGCGACAACGGCGAGGUCACCAUCAAGUUAGUCGCCGAGGAGAUGGAUAACGAUGACGUAGUGUUCUCGCAGACAGUAGAGUUCCCAUUUCUUUACUGUGGUCUGGGGGACGGUGCCAUCAACAUAUGGGAUCUAAAUACGAGACAAUUGGUGUCCCACUUACAAACGCCGACGAAAUCCGACGUCACAUCCUUGACUGUAUACGAGGACUACGUGUUUGCAGUUAUUGAGGAAGGGAUUACAAUUUUCUACGGGGACCAGAUCAGCCACUGGGAUCCCUACCAGGGUAAACUGCUAAGUUCCGAGGUCUUUGAGUCUUGCAGCCAGACAGACAACGGGGGGUAUCCUGGGCUUGUUGCCGGGGGGAACGACGGGUCUUUGACUCUUUGGGAUUUAAAGGACCUCUUUGAAACUGCACCUUCAACAACAAAUAGGAUGGAUUUCCAGCGUCGUAGCUCAUGGGUUACUUACAAACCCCCCAAAAUCGACACGGAGGAAAUGCUUUCCACUUUGAAGAGACUAAUUGCAUUCCAAACUGUGUCACAGGGAUCAGACACAGCGUAUCAAAUGGCUUCUCGAAAGUGUGCCACUUUCCUCCUCGGGUUGUUCAAACACUUUGGAGCCGUAGAUUCUCAGUUGCUUCCAGCACCAAACAAUUGCAAGUCCGUAGUUACCGCCAUUCAAGGGAAGAAUCCCAAUAACAAGAGAAUCGUGUGGUAUGGACACUACGACGUGAUUGCCCCAGGUGACACUGACAGAUGGAACACUGAACCUUUCAACCUGACAUGUGAGAACGGAUACCUGAAGGGCCGUGGGGUCACGGACAACAAGGGACCGCUAGUCAGUGCUCUGUACAGUGUGACUACUCUGUUACAACAGGACAAUUUACUAAACGAUGUAGUGUUUUUGGUUGAAGGAAGCGAGGAGAUUGGCUCCCCUGGGUUUGAAUCUGUUUGUCACAAGUACAAGCACUUGAUUGGGGAUAACAUCGACUGGAUCCUCUUGAGCAAUUCGUCAUGGGUGGACAGGGAGCACCCGUGUCUAAAUUAUGGGUUGCGCGGGGUCGUGAAUGCGCAACUUAAAAUUUACUCUGAUCAAUCGAACGGACACUCUGGGGUCAACGGCGGUGUUUACUGGGAACCGACCUUUGAUUUGCUGAAAGUCGUUUCGAACUUGCGGGAUGCCGAGGGGCGCAUAAAGAUACCAGGGUUUUACGAUUCAUUGACACCAACCUCUGAAGAAGAUUCGGAACGGUUCAAGAAUAUCCUAGAGGUUACCGAACUGGUCAACAACUCCACGCUGGAAAACGUUAUUGACAACUGGACAAGACCCUCACUUUCUGUAACUGCAAUGGGGGUCAGUGGGUCUGGAAACGUCACCGUUAUUCCGAAAGUAGCAUGGAUGGGCGUCUCGAUCAGGAUAGUGCCUGGACAAAACUUGAAGACAGUAAAGGAAAGCUUCAUUAAAUACGUCAAUGACUGCUUUGAAGAGAUUGGCUCCCCGAACCAUUUAAGGGUUACAAUCAUGAAUGAAGCAGAGGCCUGGCUAGGCGACCCAACCAACCAUGCCUACCAGGUAGCACGGGAGGAAAUCUACAACGCAUGGCAAGUAGAACCUCUGUUUGUAAGAGAAGGUGGUUCUAUACCCUCAGUCCGGAUCCUAGAAAGGGUGCUCGACGCACCCGCUGUACAGAUUCCUUGCGGGCAGUCCACGGACAACGCGCAUCUGGACAACGAAAACCUACGGAUCAAGAAUUGGACAAAUUUGGCAGAUAUCCUAGCCAACGUGUUCAACAGAUUGUAA
Huiozyma naganishii CBS 8797 is the source of this 2634-nucleotide messenger RNA. It is a transcript of the gene DUG2, whose product is annotated as glutamine amidotransferase subunit DUG2. Gene Ontology annotation, biological process: proteolysis; glutathione catabolic process. Gene Ontology annotation, molecular function: protein binding; peptidase activity. NCBI's taxonomy places the organism in Eukaryota, Fungi, Ascomycota, Saccharomycetes, Saccharomycetales, Saccharomycetaceae. The transcript has a single exon. The record is from RefSeq and is a predicted model, not a curated record. The coding region runs from base 1 to 2634 and encodes 877 amino acids.